Diabrotica virgifera virgifera (western corn rootworm) is the source of this 1162-nucleotide messenger RNA. Its product is annotated as elongation of very long chain fatty acids protein AAEL008004-like. Lineage: Eukaryota; Metazoa; Arthropoda; Insecta; Coleoptera; Chrysomelidae. The transcript is spliced from 6 exons. The record is from RefSeq and is a predicted model, not a curated record. The coding region runs from base 220 to 1023 and encodes 267 amino acids. Gene Ontology annotation, biological process: sphingolipid biosynthetic process; fatty acid elongation, monounsaturated fatty acid; very long-chain fatty acid biosynthetic process. Gene Ontology annotation, molecular function: fatty acid elongase activity. Gene Ontology annotation, cellular component: endoplasmic reticulum membrane.
GUGUUCUAAAGGUAACCAUGCACAUUUUAUCCAAGAAUGUCCUAAAACCACUGUAAAGUUCACGACCAAUUUCAUGAAUAAAUCAUAUGCUAUGUUAAUAGGUACGUUAAUUCCAUAAGCUAUUGUUCUCUUAUUAGUAGCAUGUAAAUGGUGAGCAAGCACUUUGAUUUUGGUAACAACCAACUUUCAAUAGUUUCGUGUAUAAACUGAUCGAAGAAAAUGGCCCUGGUUUUAAAGAGAGCAAUAUUAGGAUAUCGAUGGCUUUUUGACGAAUUAGGGGAUUCGAGGCCUCUAGAGCAGAAUUUGUUUCUGAUGUCAUCGCCAUUUCAAGCCCUGGCAGUGAUCGUGGCAUACUUUUAUUUUAUUUAUCGUUUAGGUCCUCGACUUAUGCAAAAUCGGGAACCUUUUGACCUCAAACGCAUAUUACUUGCGUACAACUUGGCGCAAAUAGCAGUAAACGCGUUUAUAGUAUACGUGGCUUUUGACGAAGUAUGGUUUAACAUAAAUUGGCAUUGCGAAAAGAUAAGCUAUGGACGUGAUCCUCAUUCGAUAUACAUCUUAAAAAUGUAUCAUCUGUUCUUUCUAACUAAACUUGCUGAUUUGUUGGAAACGAUAUUCUUUGUACUGCGUAAACGACAGAGACAAAUUACAUUUUUACACGUCUACCAUCAUUUCGGCAUGUUCCUCAUAAUCUGGAUAACUGUCAGAUUCGUUGCUGGUGGAUAUAACACUUGGGUAGGAUUGGUUAAUUCAGCAGUACAUACUGUUAUGUAUACGUACUACUUCUUAUCCUCUUUGGACGAAAAAUGGAAGCAAAAUCUAGCAUUUAAAAAAUUUAUAACCCAAAUACAGUUGGUACAAUUUACAUUUUUUGUAAUCCUCUUUGGAAGGCAGCUGUUUGUGGAAUGUGGAUAUCCAAAACUUUUAUGCAUGUUCUUUGUGCCUCAAAACUUUUUCAUGAUGAUAUUAUUUUCCGACUUCUACAGAAGAGCCUAUUUAAAAAAGCCUAAGCAUGUAGCCUAAGAAAAAUACGAUUAGAUGACGCCGUCAGAAGAGGCUUUGUUUUAGAAGUUCUUAAAUUUUCCUUAAGUUGGAAAUUUAAAUGUACAUAUAAUUAUUGUUACGAUAUUAUGAAAUAUAUACUUUUAGUUAUGAACUACAA